This is a messenger RNA of Solea senegalensis (Senegalese sole), 1253 nucleotides long. Its product is annotated as PAK4-inhibitor inka2-like. Gene Ontology annotation, molecular function: protein kinase binding; protein serine/threonine kinase inhibitor activity. Gene Ontology annotation, cellular component: nucleus. The transcript is spliced from 2 exons. Lineage: Eukaryota; Metazoa; Chordata; Actinopteri; Pleuronectiformes; Soleidae. The coding region runs from base 191 to 1141 and encodes 316 amino acids. The record is from RefSeq and is a predicted model, not a curated record.
CACACACACACACACACAGUUACUCACAGACAGACAGACACUCAGAGAGAGAGACAGAGAGAGAGAGAGAGCUGCAUGUGAUGGGACUCUCGUUCAGUCUGAUUGAAAAGUGACAAAUCAGAAGGAAUUCACAGAUUUUUUCAGACAUCUGCCAGGAUCCUGAACUUCUGCAGACGUUUAAUCUCAAGCAAUGCUGUGUUUGGGAGAUUCUACUGACUGCCUCCGGGACCAAGUACAGUACAUGAUGAGAUCCCUGCAGGACCUGAAGCAGAUCAGCAGGCCAAGGCCGCUGAGUGAACCAUGCGUCCGCUCUUUCGCCGCAACACGACACUGCAAGCAGAGGCCACAGCAGGACCAACUCACUCAGCUACGUGUCUCUGAUGCCAGUGAAGCCGGCACGUAUGACUCUGCCUGCUGCUUGGCCAGCCCGCUGGAAGAGGAGGAAGAGCAGCAGCAGCAGCAGCAGCAGCAGCAGCAGCAGCAGCAGGAACGCCUCGCACAAGCCUCCCCCGGGAGUGAGAAGAGUGUGGACUUUGACUCGGGUUACUCCGAGGCCUCUUGGCAAGAUGAAGGUGUGGUGUUGAGGAGGACCAGAAACGUGCGGGUCUCCUCGUCUGCCUGUCUCCGCACAAACCGAGGGCCUUCUGGCCGCAUCCGUCCCAAAUCGACCUCAGAUGCUUGCCUGGAGCGUUGGACGUCGUACGAGGUCACCGACCCAGAGGACUGGACAACACAGUUGCUGAGCAGCAGCAGGAACAGACAGCCUCUCGUGCUGGGGGACAACAGCUUUGCUGACCUCAUAAAGAACUGGAUGGACCUUCCGGAGUGUCCCGAGCCGGCACACAUGAGACCCAGUGCCAGUCGAGGCCUCGCGAGAGACAUUUUAGACAACAUGAGGAAGAGACUGUCUAAAACUGUGGAGGUAAAGCUGAGGCCGGCAGACUCCAGAAGAGUCAGCAGGGCGGCGGAGCCUCCCAAACGAAUGUCCUGCCCUGUGGGACUCCAGAAUUUCAAGCCUUUCUUUCACCAGUCACACACUGGACUCCAUCAACUGGACACUGACUUUUUCCAGUUCACUGCUCUGAUGAAGACCGGCAGCCGACAGCCCAUCAUAUGCAAUGACAUCAUUGGAUACAUUUGAGUGAAACGGCGACUACGGACACUUUGAAGUCGAAAUUGAAACAAGAUGGUUCUAUUUUUUUAAUAUUCGUACAUGUGGAAUAAAAGAUUGUGUGUAUUUAAUAAAAAAAAAA